GCGCGGGAUAUCUUUAUCCGACAACAUCUUGUUUGCCUGGACCGUGAGGUGCCGGACAAAAUGGAUAACGAAAAGUACCUCCCGGAGCUCUUGGCAGAGAAGGACUCUCUCGACCCCGCAUUUCAGCAUGCUGUAAGACUUCUGGACCAAGAAAUCGACAAAGUUCAGAAAGAUGACGGAAAAGAAGAUGAGAAGUUCAUCGACGUCGUCAUUAACAAGAACAUGAAGCUCGGACAGAAAGUGCUGAUACCAGUCAAACAGUUCCCAAAAUUCAACUUCGUGGGCAAGCUGCUGGGGCCACGCGGGAACUCGUUAAAGCGGCUACAGGAAGACACGCUCACAAAGAUGUCAAUUCUCGGCAAAGGAUCCAUGCGGGACAAAGAGAAGGAAGAGGAGCUACGGAAGAGCGGAGAGGCCAAAUACCAGCACCUGAACGAGGAUCUGCACGUGCUCAUCGAGGUGUUCGCGCCACCCGCAGAGGCCUACGCCAGGAUGGGCCACGCCCUCGAAGAGAUCAAGAAGUUCCUCAUCCCGGAUUACAAUGAUGAGAUCCGCCAGGCCCAGCUGCAGGAGCUGACGUACCUGAACGGUGGCUCGGAGGAUGCCAAGGUGCCGGCGGUGAGAGGCAAGCCAGCUGCACGGGCGCGAGGCACACCUGCCCCCGGACCUCCCAGGAGUCGAGGCGGAGUGCCUCCUCCGCAGGCAGCGGUGCCCCGGGGCGUGGCGCCCAGAGGGGCCCCCCCAAGCCGGGUGCCCACCAGCAGAGGCAGGGGCCCAGCACAGCGGGCACGAGGGGCGCCCCCGCCCGCAGGCUACCGGCCCCCGCCCCCCAUCGUACAGGACUCCUAUGGGGAGUAUGACUAUGACGACGAAUACAGCACAGCAUAUGACGAGCAAGGGUAUGACUCCUAUGACAACAAUUACAGCAAUCAAGCUCAAAACUCAGAUGACUACUACGAGUAUGGGCACAGUGGCAGUGGGGAAUCGUACGACUCAUAUGGCCCUGAAGAGUGGACAAACAACCGCACCAAGGCCCCCUCAGCGAGAACCACCAAAGGAGUGUACCGGGAACAACCCUACACCAGAUACUGACAUCCCUGCCCACCACCUACACCCUCC
Engraulis encrasicolus (European anchovy) is the source of this 1119-nucleotide messenger RNA. RefSeq names its product KH domain containing, RNA binding, signal transduction associated 3 (gene khdrbs3). NCBI's taxonomy places the organism in Eukaryota, Metazoa, Chordata, Actinopteri, Clupeiformes, Engraulidae. Bases 61 to 1092 code for a protein of 343 amino acids. Gene Ontology annotation, cellular component: nucleus. The transcript is spliced from 9 exons. The record is from RefSeq and is a predicted model, not a curated record. Gene Ontology annotation, molecular function: mRNA binding. Gene Ontology annotation, biological process: regulation of alternative mRNA splicing, via spliceosome.